AAUAGCCGAAGCCUGGGCACGACCGGACGCCUCCGCGCUCCUGCCCCAGCUCCCCUCGCAGCACGGCGACAGGGCCCACGCGCGGCCCUGGCUCCGCCUGCCGCCGGCCGUGCAGCAGCAAUCGCGUCCCCCGGCAACGCUGCGCGCCCAGCGGGGUCCGCCCGCCGCUCCUCGGCACCGCCACUGUCGUGUCCCGCGGAGGCGCCCGGCGCUGGGCCGCUGGCGGAGGGGCUGCGCCGCGCCGCGUGGCAGCGAUGCCCUUCUCCGAGGCCGUCCUGCAGCCAUCCCCCAGCAAGAGGCAGAAGGGCUCGGUGCCCGGGGAGCCCACCGCACGGCUCCGCUUCACUAAGCUGUCCGAGAACGCCUCUGCCCCCUCCAGGGGCUCUGCUCGGGCAGCGGGCUACGAUCUAUACAGUGCCUAUGACUGUGUGAUACCACCCAUGGAAAAGGCUGUAGUAAAAACAGACAUUCAAAUUGCACUUCCUUCUGGAUGCUAUGGCCGAGUAGCACCACGUUCUGGUUUAGCUGCGAAACACUUCAUAGAUGUUGGUGCUGGUGUUAUUGAUGAGGAUUACAGGGGAAAUGUUGGUGUGGUACUCUUCAACUUUGGCAAGGAGAAUUUUGAAGUUAAAAAAGGGGAUAGGAUUGCCCAGCUCAUCUGUGAACGCAUUUAUUAUCCUGAGCUAGAAGAAGUUCAAGCUCUAGAUGAUACAGAACGUGGUGAAGGUGGCUUUGGUUCUACUGGAAAGAACUGAAAAUUAUUUGAAUAUGCUUUCUCUUGGGUUGUUGUUGUUUGGGGUUUUUUUUUUUGUUACACUGUUUCUAAGUUAUCAUUUGAAGUAGAAGUGGGAUUUUGGAGUACAUAAAAAUAAAGUUUUAUUCUGACUUCUUUUUAUCUGUCCUGUCUAUUUUUACAGGCAGUGAAUUCUUCUGUAUUAAUGGGAAAUGUGUGUGACCGACUUGACUGAUUAGUUUAUGGCUAUUUUUUCUUUUUAGCUCUCAGUCCUCGGUAAUAAGAAUUCAUUGUUUAUGUGCUGAUUAUACUCUAAUAAAUUAAAAAAAAUAACUUAAUGAUUUGAUUUUAUUUUACUCACCUAAACUAAUAUGGUUGACUGUUCCCUUGCAAGUUUGUGUUAAUCUUCUGAAAACUAUCAUCCAUGUAGCUCAGUAUUUCAUACUGAGACCCUAUUUCAUGUAGAAUUGGUGAUAAUACAGGUAUUGAUAUGACUUCCCAGUCUAAUCGGAAUAAAGCAAAGAUAUUAAAUAUUGCAUCUUCUACAA
Messenger RNA from Grus americana (Whooping crane), 1281 nucleotides. It is a transcript of the gene DUT, whose product is annotated as deoxyuridine triphosphatase. Lineage: Eukaryota; Metazoa; Chordata; Aves; Gruiformes; Gruidae. Bases 255 to 755 code for a protein of 166 amino acids. The record is from RefSeq and is a predicted model, not a curated record. The transcript is spliced from 7 exons. Gene Ontology annotation, biological process: dUMP biosynthetic process; dUTP catabolic process. Gene Ontology annotation, molecular function: magnesium ion binding; dUTP diphosphatase activity.